UAUUUGUUUGACAGAUAUUACGCUAUAUUACAUCCAUUACGUCAAUCGGGUUUCGUGGAGACCCGGGGUGUUUACAUAUUAGCGGGGAUAUGGAUUGUAGGGGCACUGGUAUCCAUGCCUAACGCCAUAACCACCCGGACGUCAACUUUUAAGUACAACUCCGAGAUAUAUAUGGACUGUAGGGAGGAGUGGGGUAAUGGAAAUGGCGGUGAAAUUUACUCGACAGCCCUAUUCCUAUUCACAUUCGCACUGCCAUUAUUCGCACUGAUAUUCAUAUACGGCUCCAUAGGCUAUACGAUACUCACCCGCAAACCGGUGGGCGAGUCUCAACAGUUAGCCAACACUAGGAAUAUAGGGUCGAUAAAGGCAAUCAAAAUGAUGUCAAUGGUGGUGAUAUUAUUCGCGAUAUGCUGGACCCCGAUACAAAUGUUCAAUUUUGUGAUCUGGAUGUUUGGCGACUCGCUAAAGACCCGGACACAAUUUCAGAUGAAUGUUUAUGUGUCCAGUUUCUUUUUGUGCCACUGGCUAGCUAUGGCCCACUCAUUAGUACUGCACCAUGUCAAUCCAUUCAUAUAUUGCUUUAUGAGCGACAACUUCAGGGUAAGUCUCGAAAUA
Molecule: messenger RNA, 615 nt
Organism: Oppiella nova
Lineage: Eukaryota; Metazoa; Arthropoda; Arachnida; Sarcoptiformes; Oppiidae
Source: the annotation of a GenBank genome assembly